Taeniopygia guttata (zebra finch) is the source of this 6971-nucleotide messenger RNA. RefSeq names its product ST8 alpha-N-acetyl-neuraminide alpha-2,8-sialyltransferase 6 (gene ST8SIA6). Gene Ontology annotation, biological process: oligosaccharide metabolic process; N-glycan processing. The record is from RefSeq and is a predicted model, not a curated record. Gene Ontology annotation, molecular function: alpha-N-acetylneuraminate alpha-2,8-sialyltransferase activity. Lineage: Eukaryota; Metazoa; Chordata; Aves; Passeriformes; Estrildidae.
AGGGCGCCGGGCAAGCCCCGCAGUCCGCCCCCGCCGCCGUCCCGCACGGCGCCCCUCUCCCCCAUUAAAGUUUGGGCAGUUUCCAGUCCCUCGCUCGAUUUCCACCCUGGACACAGCGAAGGGCUCCGGGAAGCGCCCCGAGCAGCCGCCGGCACAGGCCGCCCGGGGGCCGCCCUCACGGCGGCCGAGCGCGGCCGCCCCCCGCCAGCACCGGCGGGCCGGGCCCGCGCCGCGGCGGGAGCGGGAGCCGAUGGCGGCGGCGCAGGGCUGCGGGCGAGGGGCGGAGCGCAGAGACCCUGUGGCUGCCAUGGCCGCCUCCCCCUCCCCGCAGCCUCCCUUAAAUACUAUGGGGCCGUAGCUGCGCCGGGCGCCGCUGCCGAGCGCACCAUGCGGGCUGUCAUCGCCUUGGCCGCGGCGCUGGGCAGCCUGCUGCUCGGAGGCUGCCUCCUGCGCAUGGGGGGCCAGCAGCCCCUCCGCGCCAGGGGCUGGGAGGAGGACGCCGGAGUAGCGGCUGUCACGCCGAAAGUGGUGCGAGCCCUCAGGUCUCCCCUGACGCCCCUUCCUCGGACCGAGAACAGGUACGGGCUGGACGCCCGCAGGACAACUCAUAAUAAAAAUGGAAUUUACCAGUUUGAGCAGGCUUCAAAAUGUAAAGCAAUUCAGGACAACAUUUUGUCAUCAUCUAUCAAAAAGAAAAGAUCCUCAGAAGAUUAUUAUCUUCAUAUAGUCACAAAACUGCAGAACUGCACCUGGGUAAGGAAACCAGAAGAAUCUACAAAAUUCAGGUCAGAAUUAGCUUCUUGCUGUGAUGCAGUUCACAAUUUUAUUGCUUCUCAAAACAACAGCCCACUGGGAAGUAACAUGAGUUAUGAAGUGGACAGUAAAAAGACUAUCCUCAUUACAGAGGACAUUUUUAAGAUGUUGCCUGUGACCUCUCCUCUUCCAGUCUAUCCCUUCAAGAACUGUGCUGUGGUUGGAAAUGGAGGCAUUCUAAAAAAUUCCAGCUGUGGAGCUGAAAUUGAUAGUUCUGACUUUGUGUUCAGGUGUAACCUCCCUCCAACCACAGGAAACAUUAGUAAAGAUGUUGGCAAUAAAACAAACCUUGUCACUGUUAAUCCGAGUAUCAUAGCUCAGAAAUACAACAAGCUAAAUGAAAAGAAGACAGAAUUUCUGGAAAACAUUGCGGUCUAUGGAGAUGCUUUUCUUUUACUGCCAGCAUUUUCCUUCAGAAGCAACACGGCCACUUCUUUUAAAGUAUACCACACUCUGAAAGAGUCCAAAGCAACCCAAAGGGCAAUAUUUUUUCACCCCACUUAUCUGAAAAGUCUUGCCCAAUUCUGGAGAACUAAGGGUGUGAAGGCCUACCGGUUGUCAUCUGGUUUUAUGAUCACUAGUGCUGCUCUUGAGCUGUGUGAGAAUGUGAAGCUCUACGGCUUCUGGCCUUUCUCAAAAUCCACAGAGAAAAUGCCCAUCAGCCACCACUAUUAUGACAACCAGCUGCCUAAACCAGGUUUCCACGCAAUGCCCAAAGAAUACAACCAGAUCCUUCAGCUUCACAGCAAAGGCAUUUUGAAGUUGCAGUUCGGUAAAUGUGAAUCAGACUGAAAAGGGUGAUGAUCCUCCUAAGAAGAUAAUUUAUCUCAGCAGUUUUGUGUUGGAUUUGAUCUGAUGUGAUUUUAUGAGCAUUAAACUGCAUAUAAUACAGUUCUACAAUAAUGCUACAAUAGAGAAGUAUUUUACACUUGGGGAGAAAAGGGAGUGAUUUUUUUUUCACACAAUGACUGCUACAUUUAAAAGUUUUGAGUGAUCAUUUUUUAAAAUGGAAAGUAACAAUUAUUUGAAAAAUUCUGAAACUCCUUACUGCUGGUUUAAUGGUAGCAAAGCACAAUCUCAGGAUGGUGGCAAUAUGUGACAUUCAUCAUGUUUUGCUUCUAGAGGAUCAUAAAAAUAUUUUGACAUAAGAUCUCUGGUUUUGUUGAUGUCACAUAGUAUAGGCAAUAGUCGCUGUGUGGUGGCUGCAUGAAUUGGCAGUGACCGUUUUCAGUUAAGAACUUCAUCCCGUAAAUAAAAAUCCCUGGCAUUUUUCUACAUGAGAGAAGUGAUGAGAAGACCUGCAGAGGAGUAAUUAAUUCAGGGCCAUGUCAUUCUUAGUUUGUCCCAGGGUGCACAGAUGAGAAAAUCCCUCAGGUCAGAGGUAGUUAAGUGGUUUAUGGGCUUUCAUUCUGCGGGCAGUAAGUAGUGCUGUGGAUUUAAUGGGCUUUCAUUUUGUGAGCAAUAGAUGAUAUGCUGUGGAUUUAAUGGGAUCACUCAUAUGAGUGAUGUUAAUUCUGAGAACAAGUGUAUGAAGGACCAGAGAUUUAUAAUUAUUUAUAAACCACUCUACUUGCUUGUGUUCCCGUCUAAGGUCCAGGUUCAGCUCCAAAUGAGGACUGUGAACCUAGUUCCACACAACAAUCCCCAGGGUCAUGGUAGGGCAUGACUUUGCACACAUUCUUACUAUUACAGUUCUGUGUCUUGGCUCAUACCUGGGAUGGAAUUUUCAUUAGAAAGAUGAUGGGUACCAAGCCUGUAAUUCAAUUUCUUUUCAUGUAGUAUAGCUUGUAUUCAUAUGUGACUACAGGUAGUGAAACUGCACUAAGCAUUAUUAGAAGAAUGUUCCUCUUACCACCAACCCCAAGCUCUUCUACACCAGGAUGUAUGAGAAAACUGACUACAUACUCCUAAUUUAUAACCUGUGUAGUUCUUUAAGUUUUCCAUAUGGUCCGAGAAUACAUGUGGAGCAACAUCCUAUAACAAGAGAAAGUGAAAUAUCAGCCCAGUGGGAAGAAUCAUUUUAACAUUUACAGGAGCUUUGACAAGCAGUUGUAUCCUAGCUAUUUCUGCUUAUAUGCUUCUAUAUGCUUACUAGAGAAAAAAACCCCAACCAAGCAAGCAAACAAAAUUUAAGAUUUAUAAUAACCAGAUUCUGAUAAGAGUUUCACUGACUCUUUUGAGAUUCCUUUGAAUGGUCAGUUCAAAGAUAGAGUGUCCUUCUUUUACACUUAGAUAAUUUGAGGUAUUUUGUUUAGUAAAACUCCUUUUGCUGCUCCAGCAUUAAAUCCCAAAUCAACUGAUUUGAAGAGCAUUCAGUGUUCCACUCUUUGAGGAUUAUAUCUGCAAAAAAAAAUCCCACAUAAAUGAAUUGGACCUUAUAAAAUAAGGUUCAGAAAAGCUGUUUAAAUUUAUACUUCAUAAGAGCAUUACUGUAUUGUAAUAUUUGAAUGCUUACCUUGCAGCAGUUUUAUAAUCAUAUAAGCACUCCUGGAAGUAUUAGAAUCAAUCAUUAUGGUUACAGGUAUGUUGAUUGAGACACAUUCAGUAUCUGGAUCCAUUUCCUGGAUAAUGAUAUCAGAAUCCAGUAUUACUCCUACCCAAGCAGAAGUAUCCAUAAAUUCUGACUGCAAAUAUGAGCAAUAAAGUCUAUUUUUGAAAAAUAAGGGGUAAAAAGUACAUAGUGCUUUGAGGCAAUAACUGGUGCCACUAAUAGACAUGUGGACCUCUGAGUGUCAGUAGAGCCUUUAACAGAAACAAAACAGCAGAAUUGAGCUGAUGAGUCCAUCUGCAUUACCAGCUGGUAACUGGAAGAGAGGAGCACAGGGGUUUGAUUUAUUUUGAUCUGUUCUAGUUCCAGCACCACAAUCCAUAUUUUUAUUUCCCCAGCUGUGAGAUUUUUGCCAUUUUCUGGCCACAGUAUCUGCUGCUCAUAUGCAGAGAGCUGGCUGCUGAAAGGACCUGCACCCAUGUUACGAGUGUUAUGGAUGAUUGCCUAAUGCAACAUCCUAGUUAUAGAUCAAAGACAAAUUUGCUCCCAAAAGAGCAUCUCUUCUGCUAUAAAUAACUCACAUGGAGUGUUUUUAAUAGAAGCUGUGCAAAAUGAUGUAGUUGUCCUUUGGGUGAUAAAAACAGCUGAGGUUGAGGACAACCUUGCUGCAUUUCAUCCAGACAGACAAAGGCACACCUAUGUUCAUGUAAGUACUAUAACUUACUCCAGCCUAGUGUAGAGCAGUGAGGUGAUAUUGGCUUUGUAGCAGCUCCAUGGUGUGUCUUGGGGAAAAUUCAUACAUCUUUUGCAGGUUCUUGCAUAGUAUCCAGAACAAUUGCAAGUGCUCUGUGUGCACAUAGAGAUAAUGCAAGAUCAUUCUUUGCUCAGACUAAAUUCAAUUAACUACUCAGCCUGAGUAAAGGGGCAAAACUUGGUUGUGUGAAGUAGAAGAUGGGGAGAGGAGAAAACUAAAUUAUCUGGGUGACUUCUGACCUUCUGUGGCUCUCUAAAUUACAAGCAAAAUAUUCCUGUUGUUAGGUAUCAGUUGAUUUUAUGCAGUGCAAAUAUUUGGAUCAGUUAAUUCAUCUGCGUUUAUUGAGCAUGUACACCUUGAGCCUGCACAGACUCCAUGGUGGAGCUGCAGCCUAUCACAGUAAUCUAGCUUUAAAUGCAUGUGACCUACAGAUCUUUUUUUGUCCUGUCACUUGCUCUCCUGUGACACAUUUGUGGAGGGACGUCCUGAAUAUCUAGGCAGUAGCACCUCCAGGGACACUCAGGUCCACAAAGCACACAUCCACCUGGGUACAGGAGUCUGUGAGAUCAAACCCAAGGACUAUUCUGUGGAGUUCUUUAUUCUGCAAGACCUCUGAUUCAAACAGCUGAUAGCCACUUGCUGCAUGCUCUGAAGCAGUAGACUUCUUACACGUGAGCCUUUUAGUUAAACAUAUCUUAGUUGAAAAUAUUCAAAGCCAAGUAAUCCUUCAUCUUGUGGUACUUCAGCAGCAGAUCUCUUUAAUCUCUAGGUCUGCUAGCCAGCAACAGCGAUUAGGGGGCAUGUAGUUACUUUAGAAGGCCCAGCUCUCUUUAUUUUGAAUUCUGUCAUUUUAGGCAGGACCAUCCUUCUCUGAGUUUCUGGACAGAAAAAUUUCAAAUUCUGCUAAUCUCUCAGGGUACUCUGGGGAAAUGCUCAAGGCUUGUUGUAUGCCCAUGGCAUACAACAAGUUGGCAGAUUUCGAUUUAUUAACCUUUGUUCCAGAUUUUCAUAAAGUAUUUAAUUGGCUCAAAAUUAUCAUUAUGAUAAAGUAGAGCAGAAACACUCUGCAGUAUUCCACUGAACAAAGGGACUAUUGCUGUUAUUUGGUGGUCUCCUUUCAUAAGGGCACGUUUCAGAAUACCUUCCUAUUCUGGGAACAUGGCUCACCAGGGGAGUGACCCGGGGUUACUGGGUCACAGCUACAGGAAUAAGUGUCAGUGUGCUCUCGGUGUCAAGAUUCCAGCAGUGCAGCAAGAGCUUAACACGAUGGGAGUACAUCAGCUUGAGUUUGCUAUCAAGCAAGGAGUCAGUGUAGUACUGUGAUGUGUGGUGAUGGAGCUCACAUCACUCUGAGCACGGGCAGUAACUGCCCUUGGGUGCAGGUGUCAGCAGAUGCUGGUUUAAGGAUGAAAACAGUCUGGCUGUGACUGGAGCCAGCAUCCUCAUGUUGCCAUCAAAGGAACAUUCAGGUCUGUCUUUGCUAAAUCCUGAUGUACCUUCAGCAAUACAUCAGUGUUUGUUGUUGCACCUGGUACUUCUGUGUCUUGUCUUUGUUUCAUUGCUCUUUUCUCCAGUGAGGGAGAAGACUCAAAGUACAUGAUGGAAGUAUUUAAUGAUCCCAUCAUGGUUUCAAGGCAAGGGCCCAUCAGAAUGAAUAAUGCAAAUGGUUGUGACAGGAUAGCCUAUUGUCAAUAUUGCUGAGUUUAAAUUCCUCACUGUUCACUUUAGUCCCUGACAAGAGGAGAUUCUUCACAGCAAGUCUGUAGGCCAGCAACAUGUUACGCUUCUCACCUCUUGGCUUGGCUGUGAGAUGUUUCCCUGAAAACACUUCUUCCUUGGUCUAUUUAUUGUCAGUAUUUACAAUACAAACCCAUUCUUGAAAUCCUGUGACAUUAAAGUGUAACAGCUGACAUUUCUGCAUUUUUAUAUGUACUAUUUAUAUAGUGGCUUCAUAUGUAUUCUUUAUGUUAAUAUUCUUUAUAUUCUUUUGAGUACCUAGUUAAAAUUAUUUAAAAUAUUCUUCUUUUUUAAUGCCACCAGAGUAAAGUGUGUGGGAAGUUACAUAAUGCCACCUAAAAACAGUCAUAUACAAGCCAAAAUAAUUUUAAAGGUAUUUGACUGAUUUCUAGAGGAAUAUUUUUGUUAGACAUUUGGACACUUGCAUCUUAGAUUUACCUUUCUAAGACAGGCCUAAGAGGCAACCUCUGCUUCUGAUUUAGUUCAAGAUCUGCAAGGGACAAAACAGGUGAAUGGAGAGGUCCUACACAGGACUGUUCCUCAGUGAUGGCAAAUGCAUGGCUUUUCUUUUCAGAGACUGGUCCAUGUGUCAAAAUCUAAUUUCAUAAAGUUAUCAUGAUAGCUUUUGCCCAGAGGUUUCAUUCUCUCUUAAAAUGUGUAUUGUUUGCAUUCAUUUCAGCUCCAUUCUUUCCAAUGCAAUUGUCAAAGCAGAGCUUACUCCCCCGUGGGGCUGGUAUAAUUGUGCUCCUCCACAAGCACCAAGCUCUCUGAAGCUGCUAGUGUAGGCUCUGCUACUGCUGUUCCAAAAAGGUUCCUCGAAUUCUCUCAGUGCUGAACUUAUUUAUGUUUUCAGAUGUGAACUUGAUAUUGUCUGAGUAGAAUGUGUGCAGUGUAAUAUAGAAAUGUCUCUGCGCAGGGUUUAGGAGGAGGCAGGAGCCCCUCAGCUAUGUGUGUGCUUUUAUUACAGAAAACCAAGAUGAAGUUGUAUUGGUGAGUCAUCUGUUGCAGCUGGUUUAAUCUGUACUUUGUUUUCCUGUUUUAAGUGCCUGAUGAUUUUUUUGUCAAGGAGGCCAUGGUUUCAUUGUUACAAGGCAUACUUAGAAUUCUGUACUUGUUACCUGUUCUGUAAUAGAAUAUUUUUGCAAUUUAUGUUUGGAAAUAAAGACUUAUUAGGCAUAA